Messenger RNA from Nezara viridula (southern green stink bug), 381 nucleotides. NCBI's taxonomy places the organism in Eukaryota, Metazoa, Arthropoda, Insecta, Hemiptera, Pentatomidae. The record is from the annotation of a GenBank genome assembly.
AUGGAGAUUCGACGUUUGAAGAAUGGCUCCGGGCGACCAUUAAUGGAUGUUGAUGAGGUUCUGCAGGAAGCUGUUGAUUCAAAUCCGUCGAUAAGUACUCGCGAACUUGCCAGGAAGUAUGAUGAGUCGAAAGGCUUCAGUCAUCCUCUUGUUGGUAUAGAAUCAUCUCAUUUCCUAAAAGCUAAGCCAUGCCCUAUCAUUCACCUGAGGUUUGGUUGCGGACAAAUGUUCUGGUGCCUCCUCGAUAUAGUCCCCAUCAAAAAUGAGAAGCGAGAAGUCGUCCUCUUUCUAGCUUCACAUAAAGACAUUACACAAAACAAAUGCCAGGAACUCCAAUCGGCUGAGGAAGACUUGUCACCAACUGGUAAGCUAUCUACUUAG